AUGAUAUACACAACUUUAAGGAUUAACCAACCAACUCAUUUUGAGAUUAAACAUGAUGAGCAAGAAUGUUUGGUAUCCGUGGAGGGAUACUAUGACGAAGCGACCAGGGUCAUACAAGGUCUUCAAUUCAAGACAAACAUGAAUACUUCAAAACUGAUGGGAUACAACAAGGGUAAGAAGUUUAGCAUUUCAGCCAAUGGAAUGAAGAUCAUUGGAUUCCAUGGAUAUGCUGACAAGAACUUAAGCUCUCUUGGCGCAUAUUUCACAACGCUUUCUCCUAUGAAAUUCGAAUGCCAAGGUGCUACUAAAGGCGGAGACCUUUGGGAUGAUGGUGCUUUCGAGGGCGUUAGAAAAGUGUACGUCUACUACGAACAUAACUACAUAAUGUUUAUCAGUUUUGACUACCAAAACGAUGGCCAAGCAGAAAGCAUGACCAUGGAUAUCAUGAUGGAUUCCCUGGACAAGAAGCCGAGUUUGUGGUCGACUAUCCAAAUGAGUAUAUCACUUCUGUGGAGGGGACUUUCAGUACCGAGAGUGAUGUGGAUUACGACGUUGACUUUCAAAACAUCACAAGGGAGAAUUUCACAGAAAUUUGGAAAUGAGCGUUUAGGAGAUCAAAGAAUCUUGCUAGAGAGCAAAGAUUGUGCUCUUGUUGGGUUCCAUGGACAGUCUGAUGAUUCUGUUCUCUUGGCUAUUGGAGCUUAUUUUUAUCCAAUGCAACAACCUUCUCCUGAUGCAAAGAAGCUAGAAGCAAAAGGUGGUUGGCGCAGCGUCAAGCUGGAUAAACUCGAAGAUCGUUGA
This is a messenger RNA of Thlaspi arvense, 801 nucleotides long. NCBI's taxonomy places the organism in Eukaryota, Viridiplantae, Streptophyta, Magnoliopsida, Brassicales, Brassicaceae. The record is from the annotation of a GenBank genome assembly.